This is a messenger RNA of Clonostachys solani, 1536 nucleotides long. The record is from the annotation of a GenBank genome assembly. NCBI's taxonomy places the organism in Eukaryota, Fungi, Ascomycota, Sordariomycetes, Hypocreales, Bionectriaceae.
AUGCAGUCUACCAACGACCAAAAGAUCGAGCCACAGGCCAAAAAGGUUGACGCCGAUGGUGCGAGUCUGGCCUUCGCUGAGUGCGCCAAGCCAGGGGAAUCUGGCCAAGCCCAGGGCAUCCACUAUGAGGAAGCCAACCUGAAGCGGAAUCUGGCUCAGAGGCACCUGAUGAUGCUAGUAAUUGGUGGUGUUAUUGGGCCAGGCUACUUUGUUGGCAUGGGUACUGGUCUUUCAGCGGCUGGUCCAGCUGGCCUUUUACUCUGCUUUGCCAUCAUCGGCCUUCUCCUCUGGGGAGUGAUGCAGAGUCUUGGCGAAUUGGGCGCCUUUAUUCCAGUGUCAGGUUCAUUUGUUCAUUACACCGCACGAUUCAUCGACCCGGCCGCUGGCUUUGCAGUCGGUUGGAACUACUGCUUUCUCUGGGCCGGUAUCAUCAUGGCCGAGUACAAUAACCUGGGCUUAGUGCUAGGAUACUGGGACACGCCGGUCCCUAGAUGGGGUUGGAUCCUUAUGUUCUGGGCCGCUUUCAUGUUGUUUCAGUUCCUCGGCAUCAAGUCAUUCGGUGAGGCCGAAUUCUGGCUGGCGUUGAUCAAGGUCCUCGCCAUCGCUGCAUUCUUCCUCUGCGCUAUCCUAAUAACCACAGGUGUCAUCGGCGGCGAGAAGAUAGGCUUCAAAUUCUAUCAAGACCCUGGUGCGUUUGCCAAUGGCCCCAAAGGUGUGUUUGAGAUAUUCGUCUUCGCAGCUUUGCAAUACAGCGGCUCCGAGAUGGUUGGUCUCACGGCCGGAGAAUCAGCCAAUCCUUCCCGCGACGUUCCCAAGGCUGUGAAGAGCGUCAUCUGGCGCAUUGUCAUAAUCUUCUUGGGAGGCAUCUUCUUCUUGACACUUACUGUGCCCUUCAACCACCCUGAUUUGCUCAACCCCAAGAACAAGACGGCUAGCUCGCCAUUUGUGAUUGCAUUCACUCGGGUCGGAGCAUAUGCAGGCGCUCACACCAUCAAUGCAAUCAUCGUCGUUACCAUUCUGUCGGCGGUCAACAGUGCGUUGUAUGUCGGUUCUCGAACACUCGUUGGUUUGGCAAGUCAAGGACAAGCACCCAAGAUCUUGGCAUGGACCAACUCUCGUGGUGUUCCCGUCUACUCUGUUGUCAUUAUGAACUUGAUUGGUUUCCUUUCUCUACUCAAUCUCUCCGCCGGCGCCGGCAAGUUCUAUACCUGGGUGGUUACAAUGACCGGCGUCGCUACAUUCAUCACCUGGGCUUGCAUCUGCCUUUCUCAUGUUCGCUUGCGCCAGGCAUUGCACCAGCAGGGGGUUUCUGAGGACGUGCUUCCGUUCAAGGCCAAUCCGUGGGUUGCAUGGGUCACCUUUGGAGUCAACAUAUUCUUCAUCUUCUUCCAGGGCUGGACGGCCUUUGCCCCUUGGAACGUAGAGGCGUUCCUGCAGAAUUACAUCAUCGUGGCGACUCCAUGGGUCCAACCCAAGAUGGCUGAUCUGAUUAGCAACAGGAGGGAUCUGGAGCCCUUUCAACAGGCUACCCAGUAG